GAUGAUUAAAAAAACGUCUAUUGAUAGAAAAGCUAUUUAUGAUCUAUUCCAAAAUAUAGACAUAAUAUUUGCUUAAGCAUUAAUAUUGAAUUCAUUCCCAUUUAUUCAUGGCAUACCGGAUCAAUAAUAAAUUGAGACCAUUUUGAAUAGAGUGGAUGCUGAAUUAAUAUAAAAUAAAGGUAUAUGGACAGAGGCUUAGGAUUAAUAUUUAUAAAUUAUAGUCUUUGGAACUUGUUUAAAGACUAGAACACGACCAUUAGAUUUGGUAAAUAUAUAGUGUGUUAUAAAUAUAGUCAACAUUGUAAUGGGAUUAAAUCUCUACAAUAUUCAAAUUUCAUAAUUGGAAAGCAUGUAGAAAUAGAUGGUUAAAUGAGAAACGUAAAAAAGUGAACUGGACUCCUUAGGAAGAUUAAGUGCUUAUUUAAUUGUAAUCAUUACAUCCUAACAAAUGGUGUGAAAUAGCUAUAGAAUUAAUGAAAAUCUGUUAAACACCAUAUGUACGAUUAGGUAAAUAAUGUCGAGAUAGAUGGGUUAAUAAGCUAGACCCCAAAAUACUUAAGUAUGAAAAUUUAAAUAUAAAAUAAAAGUGUACCAUGGUAUAAGGAAGAAGAAUUAAGAUUAUUUUAAGAAGUAAAGAAAAGAGGAAAAAGAUGGGCAGAUAUAUCAGCUUAAGUUUUUAAGUUUAGGAGAACAGAAAAUACAAUAAAAAAUAGAUUUUACAAUUUGUUAAAAUAAGAGGAAAAUAGAUAGAGAUUAGGUAGAGUGCCUAAAGAAGAAAGAGAUAUUCUAUUAAUUGAUUCAGUUAUUGAGACAUUAACAAGAGAUUUAAAUAAAUGUGAUAAAUCGACAAGCCAAAAUGAAGCCAAUAUUGAAAAUAAGAAUUUUGAAUUUUUAGAAUUUAACUCAUCAGACCUCUAUGGAUUAGUAAUAAUAAAACACAAGAAAAUAUAAAAAUUAAAUAAUCCAUGA
Molecule: messenger RNA, 969 nt
Organism: Paramecium pentaurelia
Lineage: Eukaryota; Ciliophora; Oligohymenophorea; Peniculida; Parameciidae
Source: the annotation of a GenBank genome assembly